ACGGGCCGCGACGUUCGGUGACGCAACAAUUGAUACCAGUUGCAGUGCGUGUGUUGGUCGUACGACGCGCUGCCGGCCGACGGCAUCCCUCAUUCUGAUUUUAACCCGCGCUGCGAACGGUGCUGCGCUGCUCACUAUAAAUACACGUGGCCUGUGCUUUCGUCACAUAACCUAUAACCUCAGCACUGACAACUCGAUACACGAGAUUGUCAUCGCAAGCGUGCGGUAGUGGAAUCACAUCUGAAUCUAGUGUACACCACACACGUUUUUUUACACAAAUUACAAAAUGGUCAAUGAAAAUGGCAGCGUUCCGGCUCCACAGGAACUGGAGACAUUCCUGUCUCCAGAGGAGAAGAGCAAAGAAAAAAUUGUCAAGACGUACAACAUGACAAAAGAUGUCGAGUCGGCUGAAUUCGAUCCUUUCACAGAGAAGAAACUGGAGAAUCCCACAUCGAACAUGGAUACCUUAACUCAUUUGCUGAAAGCUUCUCUUGGUACGGGUAUUUUGGCAAUGCCGCUCGCCUUCAAAAAUGCUGGCCUCGUCUUCGGCAUAUUCUUCACAAUUCUCGUCGCAGUCAUUUGCACCCACUGCUCUUACAUUCUUGUGAAAUGCGCUCACGUACUCUAUAAGAAGACCAGAAGAACUACCAUGACCUUCCCAGAAGUGGGUGAAGCUGCUGUAGCCAACGGACCUCAAGCCUUACGAAAAUUUGCAUAUUCAUUUAAAAUAUUUAUACUCGUCAGUCUUUUUCUGACUUACUUCGGAACUUGCUCUGUAUAUACAGUGAUUGUAGCAAAGAACAUACUGCAAGUCGUUGCGUAUUAUAUGAACACCAAAGAAGAGGAUGUUGAAAUUAGAAUAUUCAUCAUUGCACUCCUUUUACCUCUCAUCUUUAUGGCGUGGGUUCGCAAUCUCAAGUACCUCGCUCCGAUAUCUAUGAUUGCUAAUGUGUUCAUGGGCCUCGGUCUUGGAAUAACAUUUUACUACCUCGUCGGAACAGGGGGACUGAAGACUGACAACAUUAAAAACAUGUUGAUCAAACCACCCGGUGAAUGGGCUGAAUUUUUCUCUCUCAGCAUAUUUGCCAUGGAAGCUAUUGGUGUCGUGAUGCCUCUCGAGAACGCCAUGAAAACUCCUCGGUCUAUGCUCGGGAUCUGCGGUGUCCUGAAUAAAGGCAUGUCAGGAGUGACCCUAGUAUAUAUUCUUCUUGGUUUCCUUGGGUACCUCCGCUUCGGUGAAGAGGUCAAAGACUCCAUCACACUUAAUCUUGAUGAAACUCAAAUCCCUGCACAGAUUGUGAAAAUAGCCAUUGCUAUAGCUGUUUACUGCACGUAUGGUCUACAAUUCUUCGUAUGCAUUGAGAUUAUGUGGAAUGCUAUCAAAGAGAAAUUUACCAAACGGCCAGACCUCGCUGAUUACAUCAUGAGAACCAUCAUGGUUACUUUUUGCGUCCUGCUUGCUGUCGCUGUGCCCACCAUCGGACCCUUCAUGGGUGUGAUCGGUGCCUUCUGCUUCUCCAUUCUCGGACUCAUCGCUCCUGCCUUCAUCGAAGUUAUCACUUACUGGGACAUCGGUUUCGGUACAGGGAAGUUCCUCAUCUGGAAGAAUGUCAUAGUUCUUAUCUUCGGGCUAUUCGCGCUUAUUUUCGGUACCAAGGAUGCCGUUAUCAAAAUUGUACAAAUAAACACUGCAAAAUAAUAAUAAUAGAUAGAGAGAUGAUAGGUGGCUGAAAAGCGUACCGACAUAAUAAUAAUAAUAAAAUUUAUUUGUUGAGUGUAUAAUCAUCCACGUAUGUAAGUAACUUUAGUUUGAAACGUCUGUGUUAUAAAUAGGUAAGGUUGGCAGUUAGCUUACAAGGCUUGCUGAGCUACAUGAGUUAAAUUAUAAGGUUUUUAGACCAAUUUUUGCUGUGCUGUAACCUUGCGGGUAGAAUGUUCUUGACGUAAAUGACGGUGCUAUUCGUUGCGUUAGUGUAAUAAAAUAUGUUCACAUUAAUGUCGAGACAUUUACUUUGCGGGGUAGGUGUGAACAGUGAUGUCUGGGUGUUUAGGUUAAUGAAAUUAUCGAUUGCAUUCCCUACCCAGAAUUAUUGUUAUGAGCAUGUUAAAUUAAAAUGAGAAUUAUUUAAAAUUGAUACAUUCAACAUCGUAUUCAGGUAGUAUAGGAUUUAUAUUUUUUAAAUAACUAAAUGAUAAUAUUUUGAAAAGAAAGAAGAGACAGAUCAAUAAAUACUUAGUUGACGGUUUGUAGGUAAGGUUUAUGACAAAUAUAGACUAAGCCAAAUAAUAUUAUAGAUAUGCGAAGCAGUUGUCUAAGAUUACAUUAUUAUUAUAACCACAUAAGUGUAAUAUAUUAAUCACUAUGAAGUAUACAUGCGCAUUUUAAUGUGAAUAAGAGCCGCUCUUUAAAGGCCUAUCAUUCUAUGGAUUUACACUACGCAGGAUUGUGACUGCAUUUAAUAUAGGUAAAUAAAAUAUAACAUGCUUGUGUGUGCAAAUGAUCUUUAAAAACGUAGAAGUGGGAAAAACUUUAUUUAAAAA
Chilo suppressalis (striped riceborer) is the source of this 2541-nucleotide messenger RNA. The record is from the annotation of a GenBank genome assembly. NCBI's taxonomy places the organism in Eukaryota, Metazoa, Arthropoda, Insecta, Lepidoptera, Crambidae.